AAGCGAUGUUGUUAAUUUCACUUUCAUUAUUACAAUGGCUGCGAAUUGUCCGUCUGUCGGUUACUGGACCAACGUGAAAGGCUUGCUUUUAGAUAUAACAGGAGUUCUUUAUGAAAGACAUGGAAGCGAGGGUUGUGUCAUUGAAGGUUCGGUUGAGGCUAUACAAAGGUUAAAAAACAGCGGAAUACCUGUAAGAUUUUGCACCAAUGAGAAUGCUGUGACGAAAAAAGUCCUCACUGAAAAACUGAGGAAAUUUGGUUUUGACAUUGAAUGUUCCCAGAUAUUUUCUCCGAUUCCAGCUGUUUGCAGUGUUCUAGGAAGUCGUGGAUUACGGCCACUGCUUCUUGUGAAUCCAAAGGCUGCAGAAGACUUUCGUGACAUUGAUACAAGUAAACCUAACUGCGUUAUCAUUGGUGAUAUGGCUGAGCAUUUUACAUAUGAGGUUAUGAAUGAAGCGUUUCAACUUCUCAAAUCUUUAUCACAUCCAGUUUUAUUAGCUUUGGGAAGCAGCAAAUUUUAUCAGGAAAAUGGCAAACUUGUCCUCGAUUCAGGGGCUUAUAUGAAAGUACUUGAGAGUGCCUGUGAUAUUGAAGCUGAAGUGUUUGGUAAACCGUCACCUGAGUUUUUUAAAACUGCCCUCAAAGAUAUGAAUUUAAAACCUGAUGAGGUUGUUAUGAUUGGAGAUGAUAUUGUCAACGAUAUUGGUGGGGCACAAGCUGUUGGAUUGAGGGGCGUUCAGGUGUGCACCGGAAAGUUUAGACCUGAAAACAAGAACCAUCCAACUGUGAAACCUGAUGGAUUUGCCAAAAAUCUGGCUGAAGCUGUUGAUCGCAUUUUGUCAAACAACUGAUUAAUUCUUCAGUGAAUUCUGUGUUAUUUUGUUUUAAUAAUUUCUUAUGAGAAAAUAAAUCUACAAUAUUUGGUGCUGCCAAGAACAGUGUAAGCUUGAGCUUACUCUGUCAUUGCUAUUCAAAGAACAUAUCUUUCCUAAUUUUCAACUUUGGCACAUGGUCACAAAUUCAGUCAGUUAAAUCCACCCCAGGAAAUGGUACAAUUAUUUUAUUAACUCCAGAAUGAUUAAAAAAAAAAGCAAUAUAAGCCUCAGUGAGAUUUGAACCCAUAAUGUACAGAGCCAGAACAAACACCUGCCAGUAUUCCAUGUGACAUACCAAAGAUUUUGUUAAUCUACUGCCACCUUUCUUAAUUAAAUAAUGAGAAAUCAAUCUACAUUUAAACUGAUUACUUCAAUAUUUAAACACUUUAAAUAAAUAAAAUUAUUUUAAUUGAAAA
This is a messenger RNA of Octopus sinensis (East Asian common octopus), 1290 nucleotides long. Its product is annotated as phospholysine phosphohistidine inorganic pyrophosphate phosphatase. The record is from RefSeq and is a predicted model, not a curated record. Bases 35 to 850 code for a protein of 271 amino acids. NCBI's taxonomy places the organism in Eukaryota, Metazoa, Mollusca, Cephalopoda, Octopoda, Octopodidae. The transcript has 7 exons. Gene Ontology annotation, molecular function: inorganic diphosphate phosphatase activity; phosphatase activity. Gene Ontology annotation, biological process: dephosphorylation. Gene Ontology annotation, cellular component: cytosol.